Messenger RNA from Baudoinia panamericana UAMH 10762, 3149 nucleotides. RefSeq lists its product as uncharacterized. NCBI's taxonomy places the organism in Eukaryota, Fungi, Ascomycota, Dothideomycetes, Mycosphaerellales, Teratosphaeriaceae. Gene Ontology annotation, cellular component: nucleus. The transcript is spliced from 4 exons. Gene Ontology annotation, molecular function: DNA-binding transcription factor activity, RNA polymerase II-specific; zinc ion binding; DNA binding. Bases 247 to 2847 code for a protein of 866 amino acids. Gene Ontology annotation, biological process: DNA-templated transcription; regulation of DNA-templated transcription. The record is from RefSeq and is a predicted model, not a curated record.
GAUUUACCUGAUGCCUUCCUCACCGCGUAAGCUCCCAUAUCAGGUCACCCAAAUCGAACCGACUUCAAGAGUCCUGCGAACGUGGCUAAGACAGCAGCCUCCAACCCAAGACUCUGGUGCAGACAUGAUGUUGUGCUUCUGUCGCUCUUCUAGCUCGCAUGUCGCAGUAUCCAGUUUGCCGGUCUUCCCGACCUAGCGCGACUGUAGCUGUCGUGUCAGCAUACCGUCUUUGAUUACCUCAAUAAGAUGGCCACCCAGUUAGGAGAAUACGGCCCAGUAGAACCGCAUCCUCAGUCUUCACAAGGGUCUGCUGAGCUGAUGCAUGGCGAUGGCGCUGCUGAUCGACGCAAGAAGUUACAAAGCCGACAGCUUUUGUCCUGCACGAAGUGCAGAGUACGGAAGGUCAAGUGCGAUCGGAUAAAGCCGUGCUCCGCGUGUUGUGCAAGAGGCCAAUCCAAAGAAUGCGAGUUCGUCGUUGGAGAAGGCAACGACUACAGUCCCAUUCAGCAGUCAUAUGAGCUUCGCAAGCUGCGUGCAGAGAACCAACACUUACGCGAGCGCCUUCAAGCUGCGACGCUUUCGCACUCGGCUGGUGAGAAUGACAUCGGAGACGCAGGGCUCAAGAGCCCCUGUGCUGCAGGUAAAGCAGCGGGUGUCCGACAGCGCCGCUUCAGGACCGGAGAACGUAUUGACAACCUGUACUUCGGCACGCCGGGCCUGGCCAACGUAGUUAAUGACUUCGCACAUUUGCAACUUGGCAUGCAGUCACUUACAUACACAACACCGAAACCGCUUCCACUACCGCGAGCGCAGGAUAUGUACGGUGCACAAGACUCCAUGUACCCCUUCCCGGUCGUUCAACAUUGGACUGGUGAGCACGCAGUCGACGGCCUUAUUCGCGUCCUGCCGAAGCGGAAUGAGCUCUUCUCAAUCUUGGACUCCUUCCGACACCGUGCGCCGUUGAGCUCCUUCCCACACUCUCCCGAAAGUGUAUCGAAGAGCGAAGUUGAGCGCUUCCUUGAAGAUGUCGAAGGCAAUUCGGUGAGGAGCCCUGAUAUGCUGGCCUUGAUCUUCGUCACGCUUGCGACAGGAUUGCAGAUGGGCGAACAUGAUCGGAGAGGAGGAAAAUGGGUCAAGGGUGCAAUGGCGGAGACGAUGAAACAGGCAGAUCUCUACAUCGCGGCAAGCAUGCAAGCACUCCGUAACGCCUCAUACAUGAACCAGCCUACACUGCUUGGCAUCCAGACUCUCGUCAUAAUGGGACCUUACCUCACGAACAGUGGCCGCUUUCUCGAUGCGUGGACACUAUUCGGCACUACCAUACGCAUGGCUCACUCCAUUGGCCUGCACCGCAACCCACAAUGCCUGGAUCCAACGCGACCGCUUCGAGAGUCCAUGAUCCGCCGUACACUUUGGUGGUGGAUGCUCCAUAUGGACCAACAGUAUUCCGUCACGCUUGGAAGACCGCUGGGCAUUUCGGGCGUGGGUGAUUGUCCUCCGCCUGAGUCUCUAACAACGAAUCCUACGGUCUUGCGACUCGGCGAGUUCGUCGAUCACUUUACUAUCCUGGCGCGGCAGAUCUUGGGUAGCGAUGGCAUGAUGAGCGUAACCAAGAUCGAUGAGUUUACCGACAAGCUACUCGGUCUGUGGGAUACAAUGCCGGCAGCGCUGCAAUUCAAUGAAAGUUGGUCGCGGAAGGAGACUCAGCUGCCGGAUUGGCCGCUUCAAGUCACGUCGGCGACGCUGUUUGCCAAAGUCCAGUCAUUCUUGAUCUUACUAAACCGGCAGCGCAUCGAGCGCACCCAAGCCUCGUCAUCAGGCAACAGCUCGCCAUCCCAACCCAUGAUGCCACCACCAGCCGCUCCACCAAAUUUUAGCAACAACACCGUAGAGCUCAUAUCACAUACCGCACCGUUGCGAGGGAGGUCACUAGUCAUCAUAUCGUCGUUGCAACUUCUCAAGGCUUUCCUGUUCUUCCGUCACCGCGAGCCAGCGGUGCUGAUCUGCUGGAGCGUAGGCCAGCAAGCCUUCAACGCCUGCAUGAUCCUGAUCAUCGACGCUUGGGAGACCGGCGACCUGCUGAACCGAUGGCUGGUUGAGGAAGCCUUCGUCGUGUUCUCCGAGCUGGCGGAGAAUGGAGUCCAUAAGCUUGCUAAGCUGGCCGUCGACCGCAUCUCUACAGGUCUAGCACAGCUCGGACAGCGUCAAGCGGAGCAUGGGCGGCGACAAUCGAGCGCGCAGCAACAGCCAUUAACCUUGCAGCUGGACACGGCAUCGACGACUGACCUGUCUGGCGACGCUGUCAUGGGCAACACCGGGAUGUUCUUACUCGAGGAUUCUUGGCUGCAAUCGUACGCUCCUCAACUGUUUGAGCCGCUUAGCUGGCAAAUGGCUGGCAGAAGUGCUCUGCCCUCGCCGCCAAGCAGCACAGCCACCAUCGGCGUGCCCUCGCCUGCCAUACCCAUCAGCCAUGUCACUGCCGCCCCCUUUCCUGUUAUAUCUCCAACCUUCGUCUCCGGGCCAAUACCGGUCACGAACUCACCGUACGCUAUGGGCCUACAGCCACGGAUGCCGGUCAUGGGUCAACGCGGAACUUCAUAUCAACAGCAGUCACAUCCAUUCCCGGUGGGGCUCCCUUUCCAGCAAUCGUCGAGUGCUUUUACGCCGAUCAACAUUGCCUCGCAGCAAGUACAAGGCCAGCACUCGCCGCAGACGCAGCAGUCGUUUUCUCACGCUAGCGGUCCUCGUCCGCGUCAUGUCACUGUGGCGGCUAGCGCAGGUAGGGGACCGCAAGGAGUGCACAAGCUGAAUCAGGUGCCUGGGCGCUCAGCGCGACGAACGAGAUAGCGGCAGGGACUGGCUUCGCUAGAGAAGUUCGGAAGGCAGAUCCGGUGUAGUUGACACGUGCAGGUGGGAAAUUGAUGGUGCGUUGGCCUAUAGUGGACUCAAUUGUCUUACUAUUGCAUCGAUCGAAGCAAGCGUUGAGAUGGCGCAUUUAAAACCAUCAGUAAACCUAUGGAUUCGUUUUGAAUUCACUUUGAACAACCGUACUACAUCGUCAAUGCCAAGCUACGACAUGCCAACAGAGGUGGUGCUGUGGUAGUGCGAUAAAAUGACGCUACGCUUCGCCCCUCGCGCACAGAACGAAU